CAAGCAUCUGUUCGCUCCAAUCGAUUGAUGUAAACUGAGCGAAGCGGACCUUUGUGGGAGCAAUUGCGUUUCCGUGGCGCGGAGGUAGAUCUCUAUUAGUGAGUGUGGAGCCCGUUGAAUUUGUGGUGAAAGCGGAAUAAUACGGUCAUUUAAAUAGUAGGGAAACGGAAAUUACCGGGCACGUCUAAUUAAUCAGCUGUUUUAUGCUUAUUUGGCAACUCACGGAUUAGACUGUGCAUAGUCAAUAGCGUUUUAUAUGAAAAAAACCCCACACAAUUUUGACCUGGAUGCACGGAAUAUUAUGCGUUUUAUUUUCUCGUUGGACUGUAAAUUACGCACGGUCGAUAUUUUUUGCUAAUAUUUGGACGUCCACUUAUUCCUUUCGUCUUUUUAUGACUCAAUGAAAACUAUAUUUUGAAACUGACAUUUUUUUGUAGACCAUCCAGGAUUUAUUCGCCUUUAAAUGAGAUGCUCUCCCAUCGCCAAUGCCACAAAACUGCGUCUUUUUCUACGAACCAAGAGCUGUAAAGAAACGCAAGACCCCAUCUCUGUGAAUACUGCGAGUGCUGCAUCAUCUCAUUCAAUUUGCUGUCAGACAAGAGAGGGCAACAAUAACUUUGAACGGUUAUUGUGUCACAUUUCCUUCAGUCUCCGCAUCAUUUCCCACAGAUUCGAAGCGGGCAGCUGUUGCAACACACGCAGUGAAAAUCCAAGACUUGCAAAGGAAAACAGAAGCCAAGACGAAGAGCCAUCAGCCUGGAUGAAAACGACUGGAGUCCUGGCCAGGAAUACAAGUCGUCUUCUUUUCUAAAGCAGAUGAACUAGCACUGUCUUUGUGAACCAGGGGCUUUUUGAAAGGAUGUUGAUUUGCACAGAUUGAAGAUUUUCUCUUUGACUUUUUGCUACCAAAACCAGUGCCAAACACUAACCGUGCCAACCAGAAGCAAGAAAUUAUUUCACUAGUAUUUUUGCAGUUUUAUUUAAGCCAUUGAAACUCAAUUUCCACUGACAUUAGUUCACAAUUUUUACCUUACCUUCACUAUUAGUCUUUUUUUACUAUAAUAGCAUGUAACGGUUCCCAAGGUGGAAAGUUUAUAUGUGCAUCACUUGGUUUAAGUCAAAAACAACAAGCAGCUUUCACUCCCCAAAAUAGGGAAAACAGUACAUUAUUGGUUAAACAUGCUUUAUGUAAGAGUGGCCGUUACGAAUGCAUUAGCCUGAGAGAGUUUGGAUCCUGAUCGAUUGAUCGAUGGAUGGACGGGCUUAUGGAUGGCUGGCACAAGCCUCAUUAAACUUUCCAAAGUGAGCUGCUGCUAAUUCUGUUGAUUAGUCGUCCGUUCCUCUCACAAAGGCCCGUUGAACUCAUCCUCUCCAUCAGAUCUCUUUAGUCAUCCAUCUCGUUUGCUCCUCCCUCCUCUACAGACUCUGCACAUUUAGAGCAGAACCAUCAGAAGUCCCUGAAGGGUUUAGAUACUGAAGCCAUACGUCUCAUAGCCAUACUAACGUCAAGAUCCCUGCCAUCACUGCGAGGAUUCGGCUUGGUCAUUCGGGAAGAGCAGCUGCAUGGGUAUAUUCAGGAAUAUUUGUGUUCAUGUUCAACGGUGGUCCAGGUUUGAUGUUCCAUAAUCUGCCAUAUUCACCAGCGAGCCAUUGACGCGUUUACUGUGUUGACAGUGGGACGACGUUUGAAGUUGUCCCACUACUUGAAAAGACGCUCUUUAACAUUUAGGAUAGGUCUUUUGGUGCGUUUGCUUGACGAUCUCCACGUGUUCCACAUUGACGGAUGAAUCCUGACUUGUUCAUGCCUGUUCAGUGGGCUCAACCAUGCUGUCCUGCCAGAACUGGGCCCAAGCCCCCGUUUGUUUUAUUCUGUUGGGUUGAGCUAAAUCCAGAGCAGAGACACUCACGCAAGAGGGUCCAACACACAUAGACCCUCAAACUUUACCUAGACUCAGUCCAUCCUUCCAUUUUCUCUCUUCCUUUCCUGAACACUUCUUCCUUUCUGGCCUGACUUGUGUCAUCAAACCAGGAACUAAUAUAUACCUGCUGCUUGUUACACUUCGUGAGUGCCCUAACCGACCUACACUCUUCCAAAGCCUUCGUAAUGAGCCUUUGUCCCGUGGUGCCGCCUUUAGAGAAAAGAUCAGCUCUUUUCUGAACUCUUAAAAUUGCUCGCUCAUCGCUUCGUCCUACCUUUAUCUCUAGCCUCAAUGACUUCCUCCUGAAACUCGAAAAAAGAUGAAGUACUUAGUAUUUUUCUUGAGAACUGACAAUGUUAGCCUGAUUAUGUGGACUGCACAACAGAACCUCAAUGACCUUGAAAGGUAUUCUUGUUAGUCUCACAAGACAUUCUCAUUGACGAUUAAAGCCUAAAGCGGCAACCAACUGAGAUUUGUUUACAAGACGACAUUAGUUCUUGGAGCUGACGAUGACAAUUGUUUACAAGUCACACGGAAUAGCUGAGCACUAGUAACUGUUUCUUUCUAUACAGUUGUUUAGUGAGUCGAACUGAAGUGCCAACCAGAAUAGAAAACAUUUGGUUUACACUCGAACAGAAAUGUUUACACGUUGCCCAUAAGGUGAACUCCGAUUGAGUCUUGAAUGAAUUGUUAGUGCCAUAGAUCAGUUCAGUUACACAGACUUAAACAAAACCACCUUUAAGAAGAAGCUGUUCCCAUGACUUUGUGACACUUUAAAAGGUUUACAUUGGUAAAAUAUACAUUUUGUUUACAGGACUAAAUUGCUUGCAACAAAAGACUCAAAUAUUUGUUCAUUACAUCUUGCAUUUGAGUCAUUUCCAUAUUUUUAAAGCUGUUGUUUUAUACAAUUUGCUAAUUGAGAAGAUUCCAAAUAUUUAAUUUUGUGCCAAAUCAAAAUUUUCAAACAUUCCAGCUCUCACCCAUUACGCAUAAAACUUUUAUAUAGAUUUACCUCAUUCUAGUUAAUAAUUUCCUCAGAAAUAUGUUUACACCUUAACUGAGAGUCUCUUGCUUAUUUUCUUUAACCCGAGCUCCCGCACUUGGAUGUGCAUUUUGCAUAUGAAAUUAUUUGCAUACUAGUGUAUGCACAUGUGAAAGAGAGAUUAACUUGUCUACAUGUCUUAUAUAUUGCCACACUGACAGCUUUUUGUAGUCCUCUGAAGUCUUUUGUACGAAGGCUUCACAUUUUUUUCAUCUUUGAUAAAAUAAACGCCCAUUGUAUGAAGAUGCCACCCGCUGCCAUCUUGCUUUUCUUCCUGUUUGGCCCUGUGGUCUCCACAGUGACUAUUACCUCGGAACGCUCCUCCAUGAAUGGGGGUCCGGUGCUGCUUCUGUUGCGAGGACGCAGCCGCAAGUUCCCUCAGCCCGAUGUGAGGGGCAAGGAGGCAGCAGCCAUGGCGGCAGAGCCAGAGGCAGCCGAGGUCCCUCCGAGACCCCUGCCGCAGAUUAUGCUACCCCGCAAUGUGACGGCCGAUGCCCUGAAGCCCCCGCUGGGCGCCGCGCAGGUGGCCCCUCCUCCUCGGCGCCUGGUGGAUGUGGACGUGUGUCAGGGCUACUACGAUGUGAUGGGACAGUUCGACAACACUUUCAACUGCACCAAGGGCACCUACAUCUACUGCUGCGGAACCUGUCAUUAUCGCUUCUGCUGCGAGCACCAGCGCAGCCGUCUAGACCAAGACUCCUGCACUAAUUACCCUGGGAAACACAGUUUUGGCCAGACUGGGUCCAGUCCUAAACACACAGCUACUAUCGAGCGAGUUCCACGCAUGAACAACACCCAGCUGGCCUCAACAGGAACACUGCUGUCCAGCAAGCACAAUAAUUCUGGCUAUCACCCCUCCUUCUCUCACUCCUUCCACAACCUUGCCCAGCUACCUCCAUCAUACGAGACCGUCAUGAAACCAGAGCUCAACCGCUACAGCUCCCUCAAGAGACUAGAGAAAAACAUGGAUGAAUAUUCUGGAUAUUACACCUCCAAGCGAAGGCCAGAUAAUGCUCCUCCCAGCUUUCACUCCUCCCAGCACCACCUUCCCUGGGGUGGUGACUUCACACUGGGUGCCCGGGGUACCCUCCCGCUAAACACGUCCUGCACUCGCAUCUACGUGCCCACUUCCACCCCCAACCCCUAUCCUCUACCCCAGACUCCGUACAACCCCACGUUUGACACGAUGAGUAAACCACCUCGCCGGGUGAUGUCCCAAGACCAGCUUCUGACGCUGGGGGAGGGGAACACUCUCUCACACCUCUCCAAGAACCAGCAGCAUCAGUACUACAAACACAUGACCACCAGCAAGAGCUCCAACACCCAGACUUUACGCAAGUCUCAUGAACGCCUCCUGGUCUCUCCAGACCGCCUGGAGGAGCGAAUGAUGGGUGAUUACGGCGGGAUGGGGCCCACCAUGUCUCGUCUCACGCACCACCAGAAAGCGCAAUCCCAGCAGAACGUGUGCGUGACGCCCUCGCUCGACCGCCAUCACAUGAUCAAAAUGAAUUCGCACCCUACCUCCGGCCGUGAGCAAGACCACACGGUCGCCACCAUGUCCUCCGGCCACGGGGCCGGGUCUUUGGGAUGGGGGGAGGUCCACGGCUCCGGAGGAGGACCCGGAGCAAUGGCGCACAGUGCUCGCCGGAUGGCCUUCGCCACGAAACGCCAGAACACCAUCGAACAGCUGCAUUUCCUUCCUGGAGGAGGUGCAGGGGGUGGAGGUCAGGCACUGAGGACGGGGAGCAAGAAUGAAGUAACCGUGUGAGCGCAAAAAGAAAGAUGGUAAGGAGACGAUGGAUAGAUGAGGUGUGAUUGCGCAAGCCAAAGGGAGGGAAGACGGUGGAGUGUAAAGAAGGCUGAAGAUUAGAAAGGAGGAAGGAAAUAAGAAAGGGGUCAGAAAUCAGGCCCAAAUGAAUGGAAUACACCGUGUAUUGCUAUUGAGAGAAAGAGGGAUGUAAAAACCAUAGUAGAAGUGAUUCUGUUGAUCCCUAAAUUGCCAAAUUCUCCAUAAAUAGAAAUGUGAAGAAGGAAGGGCCCAGGUCUCCUCUGACCUGGGAGUAGCAUAUAGUGUCUCGAUGGCACUAUUUAGACAUGAUCUGAGGAGAUGCAAAAAGGAAAAGUUUCAUUACUAGAAUAGGCCGUUUUCUCUAUUUAGUACAUUCGAGCUGAUGUAAAAGCCAAUUGGUUUAGGGGUUAAUGUAUUUUUCCUGAAUCCAAUGAUACAGUUGGCCUUGCCUCCAAAUGUUUGGUUUCAUUCAAUGCAAAGUGUUAUUCUCAAAGAGGUGCGUCACAAUCAUCAAUAAAAUAAGCGAACAAUGAGAUAAACUGUAUGAAACUGACAUGUGUCCAAUAGUACACUGAAUUACCUCACGGAAACUAUGAUUUGACCUGUCUCAAAUCAGAUCUGCCUUGACUUGGGAAUGGAUUAUUGUGCACGUUAAGCAGUUUGCCAUCAAGUGAAGAAAACACUGGUAAUUCGUCAGAGAGAAGAACUUGAGAACUUGAAAAAUGUCACUCGUUUUGUGACCUGACUCUUUAGUCUGCACUGUUAAUAUUAGUCCAAAUGCCAUCAGCCAUAUUAGAGCUUAUUCAAAUGGAGUAUAAUGGAGGAAAACAUUGGGAGACGGGUGUUAUACUGAUGAUCAGAGAUUUUUAGCCACUUAUAUUGAGACUGUGAAUCAAAACUGACAUGAAUACUUGUCAGUUUGAUUUUUUUGCAUUGUGGAUACAAUUUUGGCUGUUUUAUAAUAUGAUGAGAAGACUGUCGGAUUCAUUGAUGGGGAAAUCAAGUCUGAACUAAAAAUGCUUGAGCAGACAGACAUUUGGAAAAUGAAUUCAGCCAUUAAAAUGUGAUAGAAGUCAUGCCGCCUUCUUGCAUGUUUGACCAAUCAGAGAACAGCUUCGUAUGACGUCCUGGAGUCAUUACGGUUGUUCUGUUAUUUAUAAGCAUUAAGAGCUGAGAUUUAAUCAUGGGCAUGCAGUAAUGUCAAAUAAGACAGCAUACUCUUCAAACUUAAUUUGUUACUCAAGCUGUUGUAUUGGGGGGGAAAGGGGAAAGGGUUGGUUAUACAAUGGACAAUUUAAUCCAAGGGCUAUUCUGAAACUUCUUCAUUUGUGUCUGUGCUUCCGUGUUCUGACGGCUUUUUAUCUUUUCCCGUGACACGGCUGUGCGGAACAUAGAGGCUACGUGCCAAUGAGUGUACAAAACAGAAAAAUAGAACAAAAUCUGCAAAGCUACUUCAAACACUCUGUGUCACUCUAGGAUGCAUUAUUAUCUAACCAAUGAGUUAGGAUUUAGGAUUAAAAAGUGUCUUGUUUAUCUAUACUAUAUUCAAGAAAAAUUUCUUUUUUGUUAGCAAUUUCAGUUUUUUUCAGCUGUCUCCACAUCAAAUGGACACUGUUGUGGUGGAAUGUCUGAGAACGACCUGGCUGAGCAAGAUUAUUGGGCCAUAAUAUAGUAUUUUAGAUCACUCUGCAAUGUUUAAGCUUUUAUUAACUUUAACUCAAUUUAAAGGCGUUGAAAAAAAGGUAAAAAAAAUUUGAAUUAAAUCCCGAAUGUUCAAAUAUGUACACAUGCCAAUUUAUGUGCAU
Messenger RNA from Sinocyclocheilus grahami, 6555 nucleotides. RefSeq names its product protein shisa-7. Gene Ontology annotation, cellular component: postsynaptic membrane; dendritic spine membrane; postsynaptic density. Bases 3200 to 4729 code for a protein of 509 amino acids. The record is from RefSeq and is a predicted model, not a curated record. NCBI's taxonomy places the organism in Eukaryota, Metazoa, Chordata, Actinopteri, Cypriniformes, Cyprinidae. Gene Ontology annotation, biological process: regulation of short-term neuronal synaptic plasticity; regulation of AMPA receptor activity. The transcript is spliced from 5 exons.